AUGAUUCACCAACAAUACAAUGAAAAUUAUAUCAUUCCUAAUGAAAUUUCUUCUCAGAAUCUUCCUCCUCUCAUUACUACAGAUAUAAAAUUUGAGUAUCCCCCAAUACUUGAUGUAUCUAGUUCCCCUGAACAUCCUUUACUAUUACAACAUCAUAUGUCUUUCCCACAACCACCACCUGUCUUUUCCCCGUUUCCACCCUCGCCUCUGCUUACUCACGAGAUAAUUGUACCACAAUUACCACUACAAGAUGACCAACUAUAUUAUCCAGAAUUUAGACAAUACGACAAAGAAAAAUAUGAAAGUUCAAAAUCUGAUGGUAAUAAUUGUAGUAGGAGACGAAGACAACAAAUACAAACACAAAUACGUGGUGAAGAAUUUUGUGAUACUGCUUCUUCGUUAGAUGGAUAUGAAGAUGAUGAUAUUAUGAACAUUAAUAAUCAAUUAACACAUGCUGAAAUGCGUCGACAAAUGCAUAUCCAAUCUGAACAGAAAAGACGUGCAGAAAUCAAGGAUGGAUUUGAUGACCUUCAGAACCAAUUACCAAUUCCUAAUCACGGUCGUAAGAUGAGUAAAGCAUUGUUGCUUCAAAAAA
Molecule: messenger RNA, 595 nt
Organism: Entrophospora candida
Lineage: Eukaryota; Fungi; Glomeromycota; Glomeromycetes; Entrophosporales; Entrophosporaceae
Source: the annotation of a GenBank genome assembly